AUGUCUACUCUUCAAGAACAAAACAUCGCCUUCCUACAGCAAUUCAGGAGAUGUUGCAUUGUUUCUUCUCAUUUAGAAAACACUAUUAUUCAACCGAAACCUUUUCCUGCACGCAAGUUGGAUUCGUUUGAUUGUGAGGGAUAUGUGUCCAAGGGAAGGUUGAAACCUGGCGAGGAUAAAUAUGCCGCGAACAAGUUCAACCAGUUGGCGAGCGAUGCGACGUCGGUAAAAAGGAACAUCAUCGACAGUAGAGAACAUUUUUGCAAGAAGCUGAGUUAUGAAGGGAAGAGUAUGAAAGCGACUUCCGUGAUCGUGACUUAUCACAAUGAAGCUCGCUCGACUUUGUUGCGAACAGUGGUCAGUGUACUGCUCCGCAGUCCAUCUCACCUUAUUCAUGAAAUCAUCCUGGUCGAUGACUGUUCAGUCGAUGAAUCGAUUGGAAAGGAGAUAUCACAACUGGAGAAGGUUGUGGUUAUUCGAAACACAAAACGUGAAGGUCUCAUCAGAUCUCGUGUGAAAGGUGCUUCGUACGCUUCUGCGCAGGUUCUGACCUUUCUGGAUAGUCAUGUAGAGUGCAAUGUUGGUUGGUUGGAGCCUCUUCUUGCCCGUCUGAGUGAAAAUCCAACUGCAGUUGUUGCUCCAAUCAUUGACGUCAUCAACAUGGAUAAUUUCAACUAUGUUGCUGCCAGUGCGGAUUUACGUGGUGGCAAGUACAAAUUUUACAUAGGAUGGAACACUGCAUUUGAUAUGAGAAAACUCACAUGUACUGAGAUUUUUCAAGGUUUCGAUUGGAAUCUCGUGUUCAAAUGGGAAUUCCUAACUGGAAAGCUUAAGGAACAACGUCACGCUCAUCCUACCGAUCCUAUAAAAUCACCAACUAUGGCUGGUGGGUUAUUUUCAAUCAGAAAGAGCUGGUUUGAGGAACUCGGUGCAUACGACAUGGGGAUGGAUGUCUGGGGAGGAGAGAAUUUAGAGAUGUCAUUUCGAGUGUGGCAAUGUGGGGGCUCACUAGAGAUUAUCCCAUGUAGUCGAGUCGGGCAUGUGUUUCGUAAGCAGCAUCCCUACACUUUUCCUGGUGGCUCCGGAAACGUCUUCCAGUCGAAUACAAGACGAGCUGCUGAAGUUUGGAUGGACGAGUACAAGGCCAUUUAUCUCAAAAAUGUACCAUCAGCAAGAUAUGUUAAAUUUGGAGAUAUCUCACAGCGAUUGGCCAUUCGGGAUCGGUUGAAAUGUAAGCCUUUCUCGUGGUAUCUGCAAACUGUUUAUCCCGAACUGAAAGUUCCCGAUCGGGAUGCGGCUGAAUUAUUUCACAUAAGAAAUGAACAGCUUUGCCUCGAUACUCUGGGACGCAAAGCUGGUGAAAGCCCAGGCGUUUACCAGUGUCACGGUACUGGUGGUAACCAGGUAACGUUAAUUCCUUAG
Molecule: messenger RNA, 1422 nt
Organism: Angiostrongylus costaricensis
Lineage: Eukaryota; Metazoa; Nematoda; Chromadorea; Rhabditida; Metastrongylidae
Source: the annotation of a GenBank genome assembly